GGAAGGCAUUUUAUGCCGUGAUUUUUUCUUAAAACGAUUCGUUCGGAGCCGCAAGUGUCUAGGGAAUAAAAUGAUGAACCAAACGGACUGCCAGAGUGGCUUACUUGGUAAUUGCUAGACAGCCAAGUGGUAGAGAGGAGAAUUUACUUCACCCACGUACAGAUUAGGGCUUCCUCGGUCUGGUUCCCUCCUUCCUCCGCUCUUCUUUCUCGCGCUGUUUCUGCUUGGCCUCGCUUCCCGGCGUCUUCUCGACGAACUUCCCACCAUGCCGUCACAUAAGACAUUCAUGAUCAAGAAGAAGUUGGCAAAAAAGAUGAGGCAAAAUAGGCCAAUUCCACACUGGAUCAGGAUGAGGACUGACAAUACCAUAAGGUACAAUGCCAAGCGCAGGCAUUGGAGGAGAACAAAGUUAGGUUUCUAGGACACUGAUUUUGAUAUGGAAAUGGAAUAUAUACCCAUUUCCAUGUUCAGAGUGUUGAAAAGUUUUUGGUUUUGAAAUGUGUUCUAUACAGAAGAUGCACUGAAUGAAAAUCAGUAUGUAGAAUUUGAACAGUUUGCUUUAUUGGUAUCGCAAAAAUUUGUCAA
This is a messenger RNA of Nymphaea colorata (pocket water lily), 585 nucleotides long. Its product is annotated as 60S ribosomal protein L39-3. The transcript has 3 exons. Gene Ontology annotation, molecular function: structural constituent of ribosome. The record is from RefSeq and is a predicted model, not a curated record. Bases 266 to 421 code for a protein of 51 amino acids. Gene Ontology annotation, cellular component: ribosome; cytosolic large ribosomal subunit. NCBI's taxonomy places the organism in Eukaryota, Viridiplantae, Streptophyta, Magnoliopsida, Nymphaeales, Nymphaeaceae. Gene Ontology annotation, biological process: translation.